CACACAUCUCUCAAACUUUUCUGCGCCCGGAGCGACGAUGAAAGCGCACGCACUUUCAGCGGCUCUAUCAAGGGUCUCCGAUCCCAAGAUACCGACAAGAAGCUCCAUCUGAAACAUCGGAGAGUGAAUCAGGUUGUAAGAGAGACGUAGGAGGGAGACUGGAGGCAGAAUGCGGGCGCUGUUCGUGGUGCUGAAACCGCUGUGUUUUCUCGCUCUGCUCGGCUACUGCCCUUCCGCGACCAUCAGACCAAAGGAAGGCUGGCAGGUGUACAGUUCAGCGCAGGAUGCAGACGGCCGCUGCAUCUGUACGGUGGUGGCACCAGAACAGAACCUGUGCUCCAGAGACGCAAAGAGCAGACAGCUCCGCCAGUUACUGGAGAAGAUUCAGAACAUGUCGCAAUCAAUCGAAGUGCUGAACCUGAGGACCCAGAGGGACUUCCAGUAUGUCAUGAAAAUGGAGAGCCAGAUGAAAGGACUCCGAUCAAAGUUUAGACAAAUCGAGUCAAACCGAAGAACAUUAUUGACUAAAAACUUUCAGGAGCUGAAGGGGAAGAUGAAUGAACUGCAGCCGCUGAUUCCAGUGCUGGAGCAGUACAAGACUGACGCCACACUCAUUUCACAGUUCAAGGAGGAGAUCAGGAACCUGUCUCUGGUGCUGACGGCUAUCCAGGAGGAGAUAGGCGCGUAUGAUUAUGAGGAACUCCAGCAAAGGGUCCUCGGCUUGGAGGGAAGACUGAGGAACUGUAUGAACAAACUCACAUGCGGUAAGCUGAUGAAAAUCACAGGGCCCACCACUGUAAAGACAUCAGGAACAAGGUUUGGAGCUUGGAUGACAGACCCUCAGGCUUCACCUAAGAACAACAAGGUCUGGUACAUGGACAGCUAUACAAACAACAAGAUUGUCCGCGAGUACAAAUCGGUAAACGACUUUGUGGCUGGGGUCGAAUCAAGAACCUACAACCUUCCGUUCCACUGGGCGGGAACUAAUCACGUGGUCUACAACGGCUCCCUGUACUACAACAAGUACCAGAGCAACAUCAUUGUCAGAUACAGCUUUGAAAGUGGCCGGGUCAUGACGCAACGAGCACUUGAGUCCGCCGGAUUCCACAACGUCUACCCGUACACCUGGGGCGGAUUCUCCGACAUUGACCUGAUGGCCGACGAGCUCGGUUUAUGGGCCAUCUACGCCACCAAUCAGAAUGCAGGGAAUAUAGUGAUCAGCCAGCUGGAUCCUCUGACCAUCCAAGUGCUCAACUCAUGGAACACAGAAUACUCCAAACGAAACGCAGGUGAGUCCUUCAUGAUCUGCGGCACGCUGUACAUCACCAACUCCCACCUGACCGGGGCUAAGGUAUACUACUCUUAUUCCACCAAAACUUCUACUUAUGAGUACAUGGACAUCCCUAUCCAUAACCAGUACUUUCACAUGUCCAUGCUGGAUUACAAUGCCAGGGAUCGUGCACUUUACGGCUGGAACAAUGGCCACCAGGUCCUGUUCAACGUCACGCUGUUCCACAUUAUUAAAACUGACGAUGAAUCCUGAGGGAUCUACCCUGAGGUGAGAUGGAAAACUUUGAUUCUGCAGUUACACUGAUCUGUAAUCGCUGUGGUAUUGCUGUGAAAUAAUGGGUUUUAUAUAUUUUAAUCAAAAGAUGAGCUUAGUUUGAGGUUCAGUGCCUCUGGAGAUGUCAGUUAGCAUCGCACUCCUCCAUUUGUAAAACAAUCAUUAUUACACUCAAACUCGGACUCAGAUAAGGACAUUCAUGAACUUUUAAAACUAUUUAAAUGUUGUUUGUGCAAUUUUUGAUGCGUAGCAGUGGUGUUCAGCUAUAAUACUCGAUUCAGCAAAGAAUGUAAUGAAAACGUUCAACUAGAAACUUAGAAACGUUAAAUAAAAUCCUUGUUAUGAACAUUAUAUACUGAUCUGUCAAACUGUGACUCUUAGGUAUAGCUUGUACAAUGUUUAGAGGAGUACAGACAUAUUUUUCAGCUCUUUUUAUGAUGUACAUCGAAAGGGAUUGUUCUUACCAUUACUCACCAUUAUGUAGUUCCAAAGCUUUAUGGGUUUUUUCAUCUGUGGAACACAAAACAAGAUAUUUUGAUAAAUAUAUCUGCACAAUGGAAAUCAUUGGGAUCCCAUGUUUGGUUCCCAGUGUUCUUAAAAAAUAUCACCCACAGAGGGAAGAAAAAACAUGCAGAUUUGGAACAAAAUUGAGGGUGAGUAAAUGUUAACUUUCAUUUUUGGGUAACUUGACCCUUUAAUGCUUUCAAAUCAAUCCAUGCUCAAAUUAUUUCACAUUGUACAUUGUAAUUACAAUUAAAAAUGUUACUUUCAUUGUUCAUGGUUUGACAUUGUUUCUGUGUACUUCAAAUAUAUAUAUACUGUAUAGUCUGAGAAAAGAAUUAAUCUUUCAACUUUCCCACAAUAGCAGGCAGCAGUCAAAUCUGUGGUGUUUUUGUCAGAAAUGCUAUUCAAUAAUGUUACCGCUACCUCAUAUUUCCAGAUAUAAUUCAACAAAGGCUUUGUUCAUGCUUUUAUUUUCUGCCCAAGGAUACUUGUGGAUGAGAAAACUUUUGAAAUUUCUGAGGGCUUUGUGAUUUUGCUUUUGAUGUUGAUGAGAAAUCAUAUGAGUUUCAUCACCAGCAAAGAGUUGAGUCUUUAUUUACUGACAAUGAUCAGACAAAAAAAAAAAAGUAAUCUUCUCUUCUGUUUAUUACUUAUUCAGAAUUCCUCUCCCUGCUAAAAGAUGGUGGUGAAUAUUCAGAAUGUUCAUACAUUGACACAGAAGAGCUAAUUAUGCUGUUGUUUUCUCAAAACAUGUGAUUCAACCAGUUCUUUGCCAGAGGAUGCUCUAUCAAUAUUCAUAAACUUGAAUGACAAAUAUCUAAAACAAAGUCAUUCAGUUUCCCCUUAAAGGAACAUUGGCACAUCUUGUUUCACUUCCCAUCUGCUGAUGCAGAAACAAGCAACAACGCUAGUCUGACGAACACAAUCUCACUUUAGCCAACACAUCUCUGCAGGCUCAUGAUUCAGAGAAACAUUAUUCAGCAGAGUGAGAAUAAGUACGUUUAUGUAAGGGAUAAUGUACAGUCAGCCGGGCAUUAUUGCAAAAUAAACCCUGAUAGGAGGAUCUUGGG
Molecule: messenger RNA, 3138 nt
Organism: Labeo rohita (rohu)
Lineage: Eukaryota; Metazoa; Chordata; Actinopteri; Cypriniformes; Cyprinidae
Gene: olfm3b
Product: olfactomedin 3b
Exons: 6
Coding region: 170-1543 (457 amino acids)
Biological process (GO): signal transduction
Source: RefSeq, a predicted model, not a curated record